AUGUCUUUCUGGCAACCCCCUCCUCCUCCCAAAACCAAGCUCGGGCGCUACCGCCAGCUCGCUCCAACCGCCAGCGUUCAUGUCUCUCCGCUCUGCCUUGGUGCCAUGAGUAUCGGCGACAAGUGGGCCGGUAUGGGGGCGAUGAACAAAGAGUCCUCGAUGAAGCUCCUGGACGCUUUCUUUGAGGGCGGCGGGAACUUCAUCGACACGGCUAACAACUAUCAAGACGAGUCGUCAGAGGAAAUCAUAGGCGAAUGGAUGGAGACGAGGGGCAUCCGCGAUCAGCUCGUGAUUGCUACGAAGUACACCACGAACUACAAGAACGCCGACGACUCUGUCUCUAUCAAAGUCAACUUUACGGGCAACCACGUGAAAUCCAUGGCAAUGAGCGUCCGCGAUUCUCUGCGCAAGCUCCGCACGGACUACAUCGACAUCCUCUACGUGCACUGGUGGGACUACAACACCUCGGUCGAGGAGGUGAUGGACGGCCUCCACCGCCUCGUCAUGCAGGGCAAAGUGCUCUAUCUAGGCGUGUCCGACACACCCGCGUGGGUUGUCGCGAAGGCGAACCAGUACGCCCGCCUGACGGGGAAGACGCCCUUCGUAAUCUACCAGGGCGCGUGGAACGUCAUGCAGCGCGAUUUUGAGCGAGAUAUAAUCCCCAUGUGCCGCGCCGAAGGUAUGGCGCUGGCGCCUUGGAACGUCAUCGCCGCGGGCCACUUCCGCACGGACGAGGAGGAAGAACGGCGCCGGAAGACCGGCGAGAAAGGGCGUACCAUCUUUGGGCCCAACUGGGAGCGCACGGAGGACGAGAAGAAGAUGUCCCAUGCGCUCGAGAAGGUUGCGAACGAAGUUGGCGUCAAGUCGCUCACAGCUGUUGCUAUCGCCUACGUCAUGCACAAAACACCCUACGUCUUCCCUAUUAUUGGAGGCCGCAAGGUCGAGCAGCUCCAGGACAACCUCCAGGCACUGGAUAUAUCUUUGACGGAUGAACAAAUCAAGUUCUUGGAGAGCAUCCUACCGUUCGAUCCCGGCUUCCCGCAUAGCAUCCUCGGCAAUGGCACAGACUCCGCGCCAUGGUUUAAGAUCAAUGCGCCUUUCGACAGAGUCGAGGCCCAGAAGCCCAUUCGCCCAACCCAGAACUGA
This is a messenger RNA of Gloeophyllum trabeum ATCC 11539, 1146 nucleotides long. RefSeq lists its product as uncharacterized. The transcript has 7 exons. The record is from RefSeq and is a predicted model, not a curated record. Lineage: Eukaryota; Fungi; Basidiomycota; Agaricomycetes; Gloeophyllales; Gloeophyllaceae. Bases 1 to 1146 code for a protein of 381 amino acids.